UUUUGGUGGAACUUUCACUGGCCGGUGUUAGAGGGGCAGAGGGCAACUUUCUUAGAAAUUUCACCUUGACCACCCCCUUGAAUUCGUCGUCCAGGCCCCCUCAGCACUCCAUCAGGCCUUAGGCCGCCUUCCUCAGACAGGGAUUGGGUGCAUAGUGUGUCUUGCCUGGGGUCCUAGGCAGGACUUCAUUUGAGCAGACCCCUUUCCCCCAUUUCCUCUUCCCUGAGGCAGGAAGAGGUAACACGUGAAAGUUGUCCCUGAACCCUGAGUGAUGCGCUUCCCCUUUCUGUCUUUCUUUCAGGCAGUGCUGCAUUCUCUUUCAUCGUGACCCUGGAGGAGAAAUAAAUACCAGGCGGAGAAGUCCCACACUCUGCCCUGCCCUUGCCACACACCCACCUGCUUACCUCAUGUCUGGGUUCAGGGUGGGUGAGGGUGAAGAUCCCACCCGGCCAAGAUGAUUCUUUCCCUAGGGGCUGCUGCUGGUGUCCUCCCCCAGAUCCUGGGCCCCAGCAGAUGGGAGAGUGGCCCCCAACGAGCCCUGUCAGACUGCUGCAGAGGAGGUGAAGAGGGGUGGAGAAGAGGCACCCAUCUGGGAGACUGAAGCUACUUACUUGCCUGCAUCCCUGUAGACUUUGGACUUUUUAGAAGGACCUGUUGGUGGCCUUUGCCGGCGGCAGGAACUGGACUGUGUUCUGCCCUCGCACCUAUGCCCCCACCUCUGGCAGCAUCAUGAGCCAGUUUCAGGUGCCCCUGGCGGUCCAAACAGACCUGCCAGGCCUUUAUGACUUCCCUCAGGGCCAGGUGGUGGUAGGGGGCUUCCCAGGGCCUGGGCUCCCCGUGACUGGGAGUGAGCCCCAACUCCGAGGGGGUGGAGAUGGGCGAAAGAAACGGAAACGGUGUGGUACUUGUGAGCCCUGCCGGCGACUGGAAAACUGCGGGGCUUGCACUAGCUGUACCAACCGCCGCACGCAUCAGAUCUGCAAACUGCGCAAGUGUGAGGUGCUGAAGAAAAAAGUGGGACUUCUCAAGGAGGUGGAAAUAAAGGCUGGUGAAGGAGCCGGGCAGUGGGGACAAGGAGCUGUCAAGACAGGCUCAGAGCUCAGCCCAGUUGAUGGACCUGUUCCAGGUCAGAUGGACUCAGGGCCAGUGUACCAUGGGGACUCCCAGCAGCUAAGCGCCUCAAGGGCGCCGGUCAAUGGUGCUAGAGAGCCCGCUGGACCCAGUCUGCUGGGGGCUGGGGGUCCUUGGCGGGUAGACCAGAAGCCUGACUGGGAGGCUGCCCCAGGCCCAGCUCACACUGCUCGCCUGGAAGAUGCCCAUGAUCUGGUGGCCUUUUCGGCUGUGGCCGAAGCUGUGUCCUCUUAUGGGGCUCUUAGCACCCGGCUCUAUGAAACCUUCAACCGUGAGAUGAGUCGUGAGGCUGGGAACAACAGCGGGGGACCCCAGCCAGGGACUGAGGGCUGCUCUGCUGGCACCGAAGACCUUGACACACUACAGACGGCCCUGGUCCUUGCACGGCAUGGCAUGAAACCACCCAACUGCAACUGUGAUGGCCCAGAAUGCCCUGACUACCUCGAGUGGCUGGAGGGGAAGAUCAAGUCUGUGGUCAUGGAAGGAGGGGAGGCGCGGCCCAAACUCCCAGGGCCUCUGCCUUCUGGUGAGGCUGGCCUCCCAGCACCAAGUACGAGGUCACUCCCCAGCUCUGAGGUUCCCCAGAUGCCUCCCCUGGAGGGCCUGCCUUUGUCCCAGAGUGCCCUGAGCAUCGCCAAGGAGAAAAACAUCAGCCUGCAGACAGCCAUCGCCAUCGAGGCCCUCACGCAGCUCUCUUCUGCCCUCCCCCAGCCUUCUCAUUCCACCCCCCAGGCUUCUUGUUCCCUUCCUGAGGCCUUGUCCCCUCCCACACCUUUUAGGUCUCCCCAGUCUUACCUCCCAGCAUCCUCAUGGCCUGUGGCUCCCCGUGAAGAGCACCCAUCUUUUGCUCCUGAUAGCCCUGCCUUCCCUCCUGCAACCCCUAGGACUGAGUUUCCUGAAGCCUGGGGCACUGAUACCCCACCAGCAACUCCCCGGAACUCCUGGCCCACACCCCGCCCAAGCCCAGACCCCAUGGCUGAACUAGAGCAGUUAUUGGGCAGUGCCAGUGAUUACAUCCAGUCAGUAUUCAAGCGGCCCGAGGCCCUGCCUACCAAACCCAAGAUCAAGGUUGAGGUGCCCUCUUCCUCCCCAGCCCCAACCCCAGCCCCCCAGAGAGAGUCCUCGGAGCCAGACACCCACCAGAAGGCCCAGACGGCUCUGCAGCAGCACCUCCACCACAAGCGCAAUCUCUUCCUAGAGCAGGCCAAUGAUGCCUCCUUCCCCUCUGCCUCAGAGCCUCCUGCUCCUGGAUGGUGGGCCCCACCAACCUCAACUGCCCCAAGGCCUCCAGAUAGACCACCCAAGGAGAAGAAGAAAAAGCCCCUGGCACCAGCUGGGGGGCCUGUGGGAACAGAGAAAGGUGCUCCUGGGAUGAAGCCCAGUGUCCGAAAGUCUAUUCAGAUCAAGAAGUCUAGGCUGCGGGAAGCACAGCCCCUCUUCCUGCCUCUCCGGCAGAUCAUUCUGGAAGGGAUAAGGCCCACAGCCUCUGAGGGAGUGCAGGCUCCCCAACCUGCCCUGCUCCCUGCCUCACAGGGCUCUGCUGUCCCCGAACCCCCAGAACCUUCUCUUGCGCUAUUUGCACCUAGUCCCUCCAGGGACAGCCUGCUGCCCCCUACUCAGGAAAUGAGGUCCCCCAGCCCCAUGGCAACCCUGCAGCCAGGCUCCACCGGUCCUCUCCCCCCUGCUGAUGAUAAGCUGGAAGAGCUCAUCCGGCAGUUCGAGGCUGAAUUUGGGGAUAGCUUUGGGCUUCCCGGCCCCCCCUCUGUACCCAUUCAGGACCCUGAGAACCAGCCAACAUGCCUCCCAGCCCAGGAGAGCCCGUUCGCUACCCGGUCCCCCAAGCAAAUCAAGAUUGAAUCUUCAGGGGCUGUGACUGUGCUCUCAACUACCUGCUUCCACUCAGAGGAGGGGGGCCAGGAGGCCACACCCACCAAGGCUGAGAACCCACUCACACCCACUCUCAGUGGCUUUUUGGAAUCACCUCUUAAGUACCUGGACACACCCACCAAGAAUCUGCUGGACACACCUGCCAAGAGAGCCCAGGCCGAGUUCCCCACCUGCGAUUGCGUCGAACAAAUAGUGGAGAAAGAUGAAGGUCCAUAUUAUACUCACUUGGGAUCUGGCCCCACGGUAGCCUCUAUUCGGGAACUCAUGGAAGAGCGGUAUGGAGAGAAGGGAAAAGCCAUUCGGAUUGAGAAGGUCAUAUACACCGGGAAGGAGGGGAAGAGCUCCCGCGGCUGCCCCAUUGCAAAGUGGGUGAUCCGCAGGCACACGCUGGAGGAGAAGUUGCUGUGCCUGGUGCGGCACCGUGCAGGCCACCACUGCCAGAACGCUGUGAUCGUCAUCCUCAUCCUGGCCUGGGAGGGCAUCCCCCGUAGCCUUGGAGAUACCCUGUACCAGGAGCUCACUGACACUCUCCGGAAAUACGGGAACCCCACCACCCGGAGAUGCGGCCUCAACGAUGACCGGACCUGCGCUUGCCAAGGCAAAGACCCCAACACCUGCGGUGCCUCCUUCUCCUUCGGUUGCUCAUGGAGCAUGUACUUCAACGGCUGUAAAUAUGCUCGGAGCAAGACACCUCGCAAGUUCCGCCUCGCAGGGGACAAUCCCAAAGAGGAAGAAGUACUCCGGAAGAGUUUCCAGGACCUGGCUACCGAAGUUGCACCCCUGUAUAAGCGGCUGGCCCCUCAAGCUUAUCAGAACCAGGUGACCAAUGAGGAAAUAGCAAUCGACUGCCGUCUGGGGCUGAAGGAAGGGCGCCCCUUCGCGGGGGUCACGGCCUGCAUGGACUUCUGUGCCCACGCCCACAAGGACCAGCAUAACCUCUACAACGGGUGUACUGUGGUCUGUACCUUGACCAAGGAGGAUAAUCGCUGUGUGGGCAAGAUCCCUGAAGAUGAGCAACUGCAUGUCCUCCCCCUGUACAAGAUGGCCAACACCGAUGAGUUUGGCAGCGAGGAGAACCAGAAUGCCAAGGUGGACAGCGGAGCCAUCCAGGUGCUCACCUCCUUCCCCCGCGAGGUCCGGCGCCUGCCUGAGCCUGCCAAGUCUUGUCGCCAGCGGCAGCUAGAAGCCAGGAAGGCAGCAGCUGAGAAGAAGAAGCUUCAGAAGGAGAAGCUGAGCACUCCUGAAAAGAUCAAGCAGGAGGCCCUAGAGCUGGCAGGUGUCCCAACCGAUCCAGGCUUAUCUCUGAAGGGUGGAUUGUCCCAGCAAAGCCUGAAGCCCUCCCUCAAGGUAGAGCCGCAGAACCACUUUAGCUCCUUCAAGUACAGUGGCAACGCAGUGGUGGAGAGCUACUCGGUGCUGGGCAACUGCCGGCCCUCCGACCCAUACAGCAUGAACAGCGUGUAUUCCUACCACUCCUACUAUGCACAGCCCAGCCUGACCCCCGUCAACGGGUUCCACUCCAAGUAUACUCUCCCAUCGUUUGGCUACUACAGCUUCCCAUCCAGCAACCCCAUCUACCCUUCUCAGUUCCUGGGUCCUGGUGCCUGGGGGCAUAGUGGCAGCAGUGGUAGUUUUGAGAAGAAGCCAGACCUCCAUGCUCUGCACAACAGCCUGAGCCCGGCCUACAGUGGUGCUGAGUUUGCCGAGCUGCCCAGCCAGGCUGUUCCCACGGACACCCACCACCCCUCUCCUCACCACCAGCAGCCUGCUUAUUCAGGCCCCAAGGAGUAUCUGCUUCCCAAGCCCCCCCAGAUCCACCCAGUGUCCAGGGACCCUUCUCCCUUUGCUCAGAGCUCCAACUGCUACCACAGAUCCAUCAAGCAAGAGCCAGUAGAUCCAUUGAUCCAAGCUGAAUCUGUGCCCAGAGACCCUGGUAAGAUGGGCAAAACACCUCUGCCCGAGGCAUCUCAGAAUGGGGGCCCCAGUCACCUAUGGGGACAGUACGCAGGAGGCCCAAGCCUAUCCCCUAAGAGGACUAACAGUGUGGGUGGCAGCUGGGCCGUGUUCCCUUCUGGGGAGAGCCCUGCCAUUGUCCCUGACAAGCUCAGUUCCUUUGGGGCCAGCUGCCUGACCCCUUCCCACUUCUCAGAUGGCCAGUGGGGGCUGUUCUCUGGUGACAGGCAGCAGUCAUCGCCCCAUCCUGGAGGACAGCUGCGAGGUAAACCAUGGAGCCCCUGCAAGUUUGGGAACAACACCUCGGCCUUGACUGGGCCCAGCCUGACUGAGAAGCCAUGGGGGAUAGGGGCAGGGGAUUUCAAUUCUGCUCUGAAAGGUGGUCCUGGGUUCCAAGACAAGUUGUGGAACCCCGUGAAAGGAGAGGAGGGAAGGAUUCCAACCCCAGGGGCAAGCCAGCUGAACAAAGCCUGGCAGUCCUUCAGCGUGCCCUUGGGCUCCAGUGAGAAGUUGUUUGGGGCCCUAAAGUCCGAGGAAAAGCUGUGGGAUCCCUUUGGCCUAGAGGAGGCGCCAGCUGAGGAGCCCUCUAGCAAGGGAGGAGUGAAGGAGGAGAAGGCCAGCGGAGGAGGUGCUGAGGAGGAGGAGGAGGAGCUGUGGUCAGACAGUGAACACAAUUUCCUGGACGAGAACAUCGGUGGUGUGGCUGUGGCCCCUGCUCACGGCUCCAUCCUCAUCGAGUGUGCCCGCCGGGAACUGCAUGCCACCACGCCGCUCAAGAAACCCAACCGCUGCCACCCCACUCGCAUCUCGCUGGUCUUCUACCAGCACAAAAACCUCAACCAGCCUAAUCACGGACUGGCCCUCUGGGAAGCCAAGAUGAAGCAGCUGGCAGAGAGGGCACGGGAGCGGGAGGAGGAGGCCGCCCGCCUGGGCCUGGGCCAGCAGGAGGCCAAGCUGUAUGGGAAGAAGCGCAAGUGGGGCGGUGCCAUGGUGGCAGAGGCCCAGCAGAAGGAGAAGAAGGGGUUUGUCCCCACCCGGCAGGCGCUGGCCAUGCCCACAGACUCAGCGGUCACCGUGUCCUCCUAUGCCUACACAAAGGUCACUGGCCCCUACAGCCGCUGGAUCUAGGUGCCGGCAGCCAGCGUACCUCAGCGUCGGGCCUGGCCCGAGCUGCCUCUGUGGUGCUUUUGCCCUUACACCUGGGGGCGGGUUGGGGGUGCAGAAGUCUUUAUCUAUAUAUACAUAUAUAGAUAUGCAUAUCAUAUAUAUGUAUUUAUGGUCCAAACCUCAGAACUGACCCGCCCCUCCCUUCCCCCACAUCCCCAGCACUUUGAAGAAGAAACUACGGCUGUCGGGUGAUUUUUUCCGUGAUCUUAGUAUUUAUAUCUCCAAGUUUUUUUUUCCUCCCCCAUUUGUGUGGGGGGGAUUUUAUUUUCUCUUUGUUUUUAAAACUCUAUCCUUGUAUAUCACAAUAAUGGAAAAAGAAAGUUUAUAGUGUCCUUUCACAAAGGAGUAGUUUUAAAUUCCAUUUAAAAUGUGUAUUUAUUGGAUUUUUUAAAGCGACAAUAGUAAUGGUAAAGGAUCGGCAGGAAAGGCCAGCAGUGCUCACCCCUGCCCAGCCUUGCUGGGCCCAGUGAGCUCAGCCACUCGGGCGCUGACGAGGUCCUCUCAGCCAUCUGCCCCUCACGAGCCAAGUGCAGAUUGUAGCCACCCAGUCCAACCCUCCCGACAGAUACACCUUCCUUUCAGGGAAGGGAGUCCUCAGGACAGCCUCUGUCCUCUCAGUAGGAUGGGAGAAUCUAUAGAAAAAAUAUCUGGGGUCCCUUUCCCAGUCCCCAGCUUGGAGUCGUAGGGGGCAGAUGUACCCCAGGCCAGGCCUCUGAGAUGCUGGUGUAGAUUUCCCCAGAAACUAGGUUGGAAGUAGACAGCUUCAAGCUUGCUAGUCUCCACACUGAAUCCUCUCUGUCCGUUAUUUACCAAGUCACACUAUGUCUGUUCACUAGGCAGCACCUCAUGAUGGAGCUGGAGUUGAAAGGCUCUUGGAAGCCACAUCCACCAUGUUGCCAAGUCAGUACAUCCUGGGCUGAAGGAAUUUGUCUUAGUGGCAUUUUUUUUAAGGCCCCAAAGUCUAUGCUGAUACUGAAAAAGGGCUACUGUAUCUUUAAAAACAGGAAGUUGAACCCAAGCUGUGAAAAGCCAGUGGUGCUCUGUGCAUGGUGGUGCUCUGUGCACGGUGCUGGUGCUCUGCGCUGCGCUGUGCAGAGCCUGGUGCUGUAGUAUUGUGCUGGGACUCCUGACUCUUAGGCAGGUUGCAUCCUGCGGGGAGCUCAGCGGACCAGUGUAAUAGCAGUUAACACAUCUAUUCUUAUUCCUGGAUUUCCACAUUGGACAAUGGUGCAUGCCUCACACCUGAGCCCACCCCUCCAUGCUACCAGUGUGAGGGUAGGGGGCCUAUACUUCAAAGUUUUAAAGUGCAAGAGUCAAACUUUUUCAGCAGGUUGCUAUGAUGUUCCUCCCUAAUUGGUGCCAUUUAUUUCUCCAUUUGAUCAUUUUCUUUAUUCCUUCCUCCCCUCUCCACCCACUUUAACAUGCCCCUUCUAAAAUUCUGGUGCAUUCAUUCGGUUCUUUGAAAUGAGAAUGUGGUGCUUAAUUUUUGUGACAUUGUUAAGAGAGGUUGGGCCAGAUAGGGGAAAGCAACACUCAUCUACAGCAAAGUCUAACUUCUUGGAGUGUUGGUUUUUCCUGUGGUAUUAGCAGAAAUGAUAUCAGGCUACCCAUGUGGAUGUGUGUGGUGAAUGGGGGGGCUUCAUCAGGAUGCACAGGGAAAUGUGGCCACACAGUGAAUGACCACCAAGCCCUAAGAUAACAUCUGGUAUUUAUAGAGCAGUCUUAUUCAGCGAUGGGUCUUCAUCAAAUUUAGCAAUCAGAUGGCAAUGCUAAAGGCAAGUUCCUGAGCUUCCAGGUGCCUUGUGUAAGAGCUGAGAACCGGCCCGCUGGGUGUUUGCUGUAACUGGAAGCACUGGUGGAGAGUUGCUGUGAGAAGUCCUGAGCAUCUAUGUGGUCUGGUUUUAACUGUAAAUAGUGAAAGAUUUUUUUAAGCACUUUUGCCUAGAUUUAAACAGCAACUUGAAAAAGAAAAAGUAUGUUUUAACAUGUGAUUGUGGGAGAAAUUGUAAAUAGUAGCUGAAUAUUUAACGUGCUUUGUCUAUCCUCCACUUUUACCAUAUUCUGUAAAGUUGCAUUUAUUUUACAGGACAAAAAUGAAAUAUUAUUGCUUUUGAAAUAAAUACCCAAGAGCUUAUCAGGAUUUAGAAUUAUUCAGAACUCAGAUUUAUAGGAAAACCUCUGACCUUCAGUCUGACAAGCUAAAGGAAGCAGAGUCUUUAAUGAGCAUGCUAAUUUUCUAGUUUUGAGGAAAAUUGGGUCCUUUAAAUGCUAUUUUGCUUAUCGCAUCAGUACUUUUAUGCAGGUCUCAUUUGACUCCGUGCUUAGGUAGAUGCGGGGGUGCCUUGAAAACUUCAUUUUAAAUGAUCUUAAGCAAGAAAUACAAUAUUUUACAAAACAUGUGGAGAAUGUGACCGUCUGUAUGACCCGUGGAAGCCCCAGGUUGGCUGUUGGUUUGGAAGAUCCCGAGUGUAACCCAGGUGAUUCUGAUACUUGGCAUGUGUGAAUCUUCCUAAUGUAUGUUAAAUAUAUUCUUCCCCUCAUCACCCUUUGGUAGCAAAGCCAUUAGAUGAAAGGAGAAACCAAUACAAGCUAAAAGCAUGCGAUGUCUGUCCCUCCCCCAGCUCAAACAGCCUUGGUUCAUAAAUUCUGGAUUAGCAAACAGGCUGCUGAGAGGCGAGUCAAGAGGCAGUCUCCAUUGGAUGUCCCCAUGCCCCUCAGUGGCGUUUCAAGAGUUAGGUGGUGCUGUUGCUAUGCUCAAGCCCAUGCUGAUUUUUACAUACUACAUGUAUAACCUACCUCAAAUCUCAGUCAUUGAAAUUAGCAUGCUUUAGACAUAUAUUUAAAAAGUAACUAUGCACAGCUCUUUAUUCGCCCUUGCUGCUGAAGGUUUCUUAAAGAGAAAAAUCAAAUUUUUAUUUUUUACUGGCACUAUCAUUUUUUAAGUCCUGAAGAUGAUUAACAGACAUUUUUAUCAUGAGAAGAAAAAUAAAGCCAUUGCAACUAAAGAACCUAACAACAUGACCAAGUUUUAGGAGUAAUAUAGCAACAGAAAACGAUGGAGUCUUAAGAGUCAUCUCCCCAGUGUGCCCUGUCCAUGGAUACCAUCCACUCACAGUGCAAACAUUCAGUUCCUCUUUUGCUUUUUGUUUUCCCUGCCUAUUUCAUGCAAGGGAAGUUACUUGCAAAGCUCUGUGCUAAGAGAUUUUUUAAAUAAAAAUAGCUUUGCAGCAGGUUCUCACAAAAUAACUGGUGCUAGCUCAAGAAACCAUUAUCUAACCAUCAGAAAUCUCAACUAAAGGUGUUGCAUGGAUUUUGGUGUUUGCUUUUUGUUUUGUUGUUGGGUCUGGUUUUAGCGGGCCUAAGUUUCCCACACCUUGGCUUCAUGGGUAUUGCUUUGCCUUCUCACCAAGAUGACAAUGGUGUGCAUGGGAAGAGAUUACACCCUUCCCCCUCUUGGUCCUUCCACCAGCCUCUUUUGGAAACAGUAGUUUGCAGAGCAAGGGAUUUUAAAGUGCUAAAGCAACGACAGCAGUAGCAGAGCUUAAUUGCUUUGUACCAAACAGCGGUAGAUGUGAGAGGAUGGUUGACGAUGAGUAGAUCCUAACCUGAUUUCAUUGAGAGAAAUCCAGCCAGACUUUCAAGUUUAACUAACCACCACGAGAUCUCAAACCAAGGCAAAGCUGGUGGAAAACUAUACGAUAUCCCUGACGUGCCUCAACCAAUGUCUCUUUCCUUUUGUUACUGAAGUGUGUUUUAUGGACUAGGAAGCAUUUUUAUGAAUUGAAAUAGUCUAAAUAAAAUGGUGCUAUGGUGUUUUAAUGUGACUGUCCCUGGUCCUGUCUUGCUGAGGUGCUAUCAACGUUCUGAAACCACAACCAACCAAAAACAAGGUGGGCUCCAGUCUCUCUUGGCUCCCUCCCCCCCCCCUUUUGGUGCUGUCUUUUUAGACCUGUUUACCGUGCUGUAAUCUGCUCUGAGCAGCUUUUUGUUUUGUGUUAUUGUUCUUCCCUUGGUGGCCAAACAAAGCUAGGCAAGUUGAGAAGGCAGCUAGCUCCCUUGCUAUGGAUGGAAGUGGGCCGGGGCCUGGCUUGGCAGGUGCUUUUAUUUCAUAUUUGUCUUCUAAAGCCCAAUGAGAAAGAAAGGGUGGAGGGAUUUUGAGGGUUUAGUUUUCUUGUUUUCAGGAAGGAGAGUUGGGUACUGUCAACUCUUCUAGCAUGGCAGGCAUUCUCCUAGCCAGGGACACACAUUUCCCCCCUGUGGCCCAGGGUGCUAAGCGGACAUCUCUGGGGGUCCCAAGGGUAUGCCAAAGGAAACCAGGGAGGUGCCCUUCCUUGCCUGGCACCGGCCAGGAGCACGGCAGCCAGGGGCUUCACUUCUUUGCUCCUCACAGCCCAUAACCCAGCGUGCGUUUGUUUCUGCCUCUUGUUGGUAACCCCUUGUGUUCAGUCAGACUCAAGGAAGGAGUUUUCUUUGCGCACUCAAUACCACUGAGGCUGCUUUUUAGUUGGUGCUAAUCUAAAGUUCUUCUUGGGUCCACAGAAGUUAUUUUAAAAACUCAACAGGAAGCUCCAUUUUGUGUCAUCCACUGUCACAAUAAUUUUUUUUUAAAUACCUCAAAAACAGGACAUUGUGACAACUUCAGUAAAGUAGAUUACAUGAGGGUCUGAGACCUGUAGGUUGUCCCUUUGGUGAACGUACUUGACCUUAAAAGAAUUUGGGGUGGUUUUAUUUUUCAUUCUUCAGCAGUUAAAAUGGCAGAACGCCUAAAGGAAGAAGCAUGAUUGACUCUUUAAUUUUCUUUUUAACUCUUGGCUUUUGGAUAAAAUGUGAAUUUCUUAUGCCCAUCUCGUUGAGCUUUCUCAGUCAUUGUUGCUGUCAUUUUAAGUGACUCCCUCAGAACCUAGUUUCAUUAGCCAGCUGCAUCUGCUGUAGGACACGGCCAACUUCAGUAUACUCUGGACCAAAAUAAUGAUUUUGAGGUGCAUACCCCCGGCAUAGGUUAUACAGCCCUACACCCAUGAGUGCAUAGAGAGCUUUCUCCACAGGUGCAGGGGGCCCCUCUCUGGUGCUCCCAGCCCUUCCUCCUGUAGAGCUGCUGGCGAGAGCAGAGCAAUAGGCUUCUCCCUGAGCAGAGACCACUGCACAGAAAUGCAAGGUCUAAAGUUGCUUUUUUGCCUAAGAAUCCGCAAGCAAUUUGGCCUACUUCCUCAUUUGCUUCUAUUCUGAUAUCAGGGAUGCUUUUUGUAGUAUUUUUUGCUCCCUCCUCUCAUUUUGACUACCCACAUUCAGGGGUAACUCAUCACUCUUCACAUGGAGAUUUAAAUUAAAAUACUAAUUGGCUCAUUUUAACAUUCCAAAUUUAAUCAGUUCCAAUACCUUUUUUUUUUUCUUUUGAGGGGAAAAGGGGAGAAAAACAGGAGUGAUGUCAUUUCUUUUUCAUAUAUUCCACUUAAAGAAACAAGGGCAGGUCGUAUAGUGGCAUAUUAAUAUGUUAGACGUAAUCUAGAACCCUUGUAGUUUUUUGAUGUGUUUUAUUUCUUAUCUCUUUGAAUUCCUGUUUGGUUACUUGGCUUCCAAUGGAGGUGAACUUAACAACCAUACUUGAAUAUUCCGUCUUGACUUUGUAAACUGUGGCUACUUGAAAUGAAGUUUAUCUGGGGUUGAUGGAUGAAUGGUAGAUUUUUGCAAUGUCUCAAGGCAAUAGGAUGUGUAUUAUUAAACUGUAGAUAUUCUUAGUACAGUAAAUUUAUGCUGAUAAUUUUAUUUUGUAUAAUUUUUAUCUUUUUGUUAAUAUUUUUUCCUUCUACUUUAUUGGUUUGCCUCCUGAGCUACCCCUCCUGACCCUCCCUUCUCCCCCAGUGUUUCAGUAAAUUUAAUUUUAGGGUGCCUAGAAAUUGCAAGUAUGUAUCCUUUUUUGAUUUGUAUCUUAUUAUAAUUUACACAAACAACUGGGUUUGUGAACUGUAUUACUCCUGGUAUCUUUAAAAUAUUGUGGGUGUUUUAAUAAAUUUUAUAUUUAUUUUUUGCACUCAAA
This is a messenger RNA of Otolemur garnettii (small-eared galago), 12172 nucleotides long. It is a transcript of the gene TET3, whose product is annotated as tet methylcytosine dioxygenase 3. Gene Ontology annotation, biological process: oxidative demethylation; positive regulation of transcription by RNA polymerase II. The transcript is spliced from 11 exons. Gene Ontology annotation, cellular component: nucleus. Gene Ontology annotation, molecular function: DNA 5-methylcytosine dioxygenase activity; DNA binding; zinc ion binding. NCBI's taxonomy places the organism in Eukaryota, Metazoa, Chordata, Mammalia, Primates, Galagidae. The coding region runs from base 730 to 6099 and encodes 1789 amino acids. The record is from RefSeq and is a predicted model, not a curated record.